AAUCUUGUUGAUAAAUAAUGUUAGGAUGGCGAUAAAACCUUAUCCCAUUGCCAUUCAUGAUCGAGAGACCUUCUUUUGACAACUUUAAAAUCGAAUAUCCUCCACCCAAAACUCACACCACCCCUAUCUCAUUAGCAAAGGCCAAUCCACCCUUUUCCUUUUUUUCAUUUAUUUAUAAAUAACAUUUUAUAUACCCAUUUUACAACUUCCAUUUUUCUCCCGCCACAAACCCACUUUCCGGCUACUUUUCCGGCCACCUUUCCGGCCACUUUCUCUGGUGAAAAUGGCACAAUGUUUGGCUCCGUCGGUGCAAUGGCAGAUGAGGUUAACAAAGAGUUCAAUGGAACCAAGCUCUAUGACCUCCAAAAUGUGGAACUCUUUUUCUUUGAAGCAGAACAAGAAAGGCGCACUCAAAACGUCCACAAAGUUUAGAAUAUGCGCUUCGUCAAAUGGAACCAUUAACAGGAUGGAAGACCUACUAAACCUUGAUGUAUCUCCUUACACUGAUAAGAUCAUUGCUGAAUACAUUUGGAUCGGAGGUUCUGGGACAGAUGUGCGCAGUAAAUCAAGGACAAUCUCGAAACCUGUUGAGCAUCCUUCUGAGCUUCCAAAGUGGAACUAUGACGGAUCAAGUACUGGACAAGCACCGGGAGAAGAUAGUGAAGUUAUCUUAUACCCGCAGGCGAUCUUUAAGGAUCCUUUCCGUGGCGGGAACAACAUCUUGGUAAUAUGUGACACAUACACACCACAAGGCGAGCCCAUCCCUACAAACAAACGUGCUAAGGCUGCUGAGAUCUUCAGUGACCCUAAAGUUGUAGCUCAAGUGCCGUGGUUUGGAAUUGAGCAAGAGUACACUUUGCUUCAGCCAAAUGUGAACUGGCCUUUGGGUUGGCCAACAGGCGGAUACCCUGGUCCACAGGGACCAUACUACUGCGGUGCUGGAGCAGAUAAGUCUUUCGGAAGAGACAUAUCAGAUGCACAUUACAAGGCUUGCCUGUAUGCUGGAAUUAACAUCAGUGGAACCAACGGAGAAGUUAUGCCCGGACAGUGGGAAUUCCAAGUUGGUCCUAGUGUGGGAAUUGAAGCUGGAGACCAUAUCUGGUGUGCGAGAUACCUCCUUGAGAGAAUUACUGAGCAAGCCGGUGUUGUCCUAACACUUGACCCUAAACCGAUUGAGGGAGACUGGAAUGGUGCAGGAUGCCACACUAACUACAGUACAAAAGCCAUGAGAGAAGAUGGUGGAUUUGAGGUGAUUAAAAAGGCGAUUUUGAACCUUUCACUUCGCCACACGGAGCACAUCAGUGCUUAUGGAGAAGGAAACGAGAGAAGGUUGACCGGGAAACACGAAACCGCCAGCAUCAACCAGUUUUCAUGGGGAGUUGCUAAUCGUGGUUGCUCAAUCCGUGUGGGGCGUGAUACUGAGGCCGCUGGCAAAGGUUACUUGGAAGACAGGCGUCCGGCAUCAAACAUGGACCCAUACACCGUGACUGGAUUACUUGCGGAAACCACCAUCCUGUGGGAGCCUAGUCUUGAGGCUGAAGCACUUGCUGCCCAGAAGUUGGCAUUGAACGUGUAGACUCACGUCAACUCAUGAUCUUCGAAAGCUCGGUGUUCUGUUUCUAGUUUGAUUUCUUCAACAUCUUUGUAAAUAAAGGUCCCCAAAAGUCAUACCUGAUUCAUGUUCGACACUAUUUUUAGCAAUUGGGUGCUUUUUUUACAAAUGAUUAUUGGACUGUUUAUGCACAUCUUGAUGUGUGCUUGGUCCAAACUGAGUCAACUUUA
This is a messenger RNA of Helianthus annuus (common sunflower), 1782 nucleotides long. RefSeq names its product glutamine synthetase, chloroplastic. The record is from RefSeq and is a predicted model, not a curated record. The transcript has 14 exons. NCBI's taxonomy places the organism in Eukaryota, Viridiplantae, Streptophyta, Magnoliopsida, Asterales, Asteraceae. Bases 284 to 1576 code for a protein of 430 amino acids. Gene Ontology annotation, cellular component: cytoplasm. Gene Ontology annotation, molecular function: glutamine synthetase activity.